Onychomys torridus (southern grasshopper mouse) is the source of this 1383-nucleotide messenger RNA. RefSeq names its product zinc finger protein 99-like. Gene Ontology annotation, cellular component: nucleus. The record is from RefSeq and is a predicted model, not a curated record. Gene Ontology annotation, biological process: central nervous system development; regulation of transcription by RNA polymerase II. NCBI's taxonomy places the organism in Eukaryota, Metazoa, Chordata, Mammalia, Rodentia, Cricetidae. The transcript is spliced from 4 exons. Bases 1 to 1383 code for a protein of 460 amino acids. Gene Ontology annotation, molecular function: DNA-binding transcription factor activity, RNA polymerase II-specific; RNA polymerase II cis-regulatory region sequence-specific DNA binding.
AUGGGCCUUGGACACCAACAUUACCUCAGACUUCAGGCAUCUGCAUGUUUUGUGGUGGCAACACAUGCAUGGACAUCAAUAGAGAUCCCCUUGGACCCUGAAAUAGACCCAGUUACCAUGACAGCACAGGUCACUCAGAUUAGUAUUGCCCCUGAAGCAAUAUGUACCCUGGAAAUCAACAUGGCUUCAGGUGGGGGCCCACACCACAGUCCUUCCAUGGUAAAAUGGGCCACAGAUGUCUAUACAAACCCCAGCUGUGGUAAAACCAUGGAUCCAGACAUGGCCGUGGUCAGAAGCACAGGCCUGGGCAUUACUUGCCCCAGAAUUCAUACUGGAGAGAAAUCAUACAAGUGUGAAGAGUGUGGUCAAUAUUUUUCCUCAUCUUCAUCUCUUAGUCGACAUCAAACAAUUCACUCUGAAGACAAUCCCUACAAGUGUGAAGAGCAUGGAAAGUGUUUUUCCAGAUCAUCAUCCCUUAGACAACAUCAAACAAUCCAUUGUGAAGACAAUCCCUACAAGUGUGAAGAAGGUGGCAAAAGGUUUUCUUCCUUUUCAUUCCUUCAAAAACACCAGACAGUUCAUACUGGAGAGAAACCACACAAGUGUGAGGAGUGUGGCAAGUGUUUUGGCUCAGCUUUAUUCAUUAGACAUCAAGAUCAUCAAACAGUUCAUACAGGAGAGAAACCCUACAAGUGUGAAGAAUGUCACAAAGCCUUUCAUCAUCACUUAUCCCUUAAGAAACACAAGAAAGUUCAUACUUUACAGAAACCCUACCAGUGUGAAGAGUGUCAAAAAUGUUUUUCCUCAUCUUCAUACCUUAGAGAACAUCAAGCAAUUCACACCAAAGACAAUCCCUACAAGUGUAAUGAGUGUGACACAUGUUUUUCCUCAUCUUCCACCCUUAGACAACAUCAAACAAUCCAUUCUGAAGACAAUCCCUACAAGUGUGCAGAGUGUGGCAAAAGGUUUUCCUACUUUGCUAAACUUCAAGUACAUCAGACAGUCCAUACUGGAAAGAAACCAUACAAAUAUAAGGAGUGUGAAAAGUGUAGAAAGUGUUUUGACUCAUCUUCAUCCCUUAGAGGACAUCAGACAAUCCAUUCUGAAGUCAAUCCCUAUAGGUGUGUAGAAUGUGGGAAACAGUUUUCCUAUUCUAAGAGUCUUCAGGAACAUCAAAUAAUUCAUACUGGAGAGAAACCCUACAAGUGUGAAAAAUGUCACAAAGCCUUUCAUUAUCACUCAUCCCUUAGGAAACACAGGAGAGUUCAUAAUGGAGAAAAACACUACCAGUGUGAAGAGUGUGACAGAUGUUUUUCCUCAUCUUCAGCACUUAAGCGACAUAAAAAAAAAGAAAGAAAGAAAAGAAAAGAAAAUUCAUUCUGA